Molecule: messenger RNA, 1289 nt
Organism: Equus quagga
Lineage: Eukaryota; Metazoa; Chordata; Mammalia; Perissodactyla; Equidae
Gene: RSPH14
Product: radial spoke head 14 homolog
Exons: 7
Coding region: 198-1250 (350 amino acids)
Molecular function (GO): protein binding
Source: RefSeq, a predicted model, not a curated record
GGUCCCAGCCCGGGGCUGUUCGCGCCUGCGCGGUGGGCGCCGAGCGUGCGGAGGGCGGUGCUGCGGCCGCCGCCGGGGUCGCCUGGCAACCGGGUCCCUAGCAACGGGCGUGCUCUACCCGGACCUCGCGCUGGGGCAGUGGUUCCUGCAGAGCUUCAUUUGAAAGCUAGAGAGUCACCCUCUGCAGGUUUGAGGAGAUGGCCAGUGCCCAGAUCUCCAUGUACCUGCCCCCCGAUGUCAACCCCAGCCAGGCUGCCAUUGCCUAUGGCUGUCAGGCGUUGCCCAAGCUGAACAAGGAGCUGCAGUCCGAGGACCUGCUGACGAGGCAGAAAGCCCUCAUGGCUCUGUGUGACCUCGUGCACGACCCUGAGCAUGUCUACGUGGCCAUCGACAUAGGCUGCCUGGAGAGCCUGAAAGCUUUGCUGAAGGACACCAAUGACAUGGUGCGGCUGAAGACCACCGAGGUGCUCUACAUCAUGGCGACCCAUAACGUGGGCAGAGAAGGCUUUUUGAAGUACGACGUCAUCCACGCCCUGUCCUACCUGCUGCACGACCCGCAGGCAGCCUGCCGGGAGAACCUGCACCUGGCGUAUAAGCACCUGGCCCAGGUGCCCUCAGGGGCGCAGGGCAUUGUCAACAGUGGCCUGAUCCCCGCACUGGUGUGGAAGCUGCAGAGGGAGGAAGAAAAUAUCCAGGAGCUUCUCCUGGACACGCUGGCGGCCUGCCUGAUGGAGGAUGCCACUGAGGCGCUGGACAGCCGCCUGGUGCCCUUCCUGAAGGAGAAGCUCCUCAGCGCCAACAACAACAUCCGCAGCAAAGCCGCCCGCACACUCGUGGCCAUCAGAGCCACCCAGCUGUCCCUUCUCUGGCCCAGCAUCCCUCUGGAGGGCAAGAAGCAGAUAUGGCAGUAUGACGUCAUCCCCAUCCUGGUGCAUCUGCUGAAAGACAAGGUGAAGGAGGUGCAGGCCAACGCUGCCGGGGCCCUCAUGUACGCCACGGUGACCACUGAAGGGAAGUACGCAGCCCUGGACGCAGAAGCCAUCACCCCGCUCCUGGGGCUGCUCUUCUCACCCUUGAGCAAGGCCCGCCUGAACGCCAUCAAGGCCCUCACCAUGCUGGCCGAGGCCCCUGAGGGCCGCAGGUUCCUGCAGGCCCACGUGCCCAACUUCCGUGCCCUUGAGAAGGAUGACAAUGAGGCUGUGCGGAGGGCAGCCCUGGUCGCCAUCAAAGUUGUCGAGUGGAAACCUUGAGCAUCUUAUCAGGCCAGCCCUGAUAGGUGCCAUGCCUGA